AUGUCAUAUAAGCAAACAACACCAUUAGCUCCUCGGCUAUUUGCAUUUGGCGGUUCAACUAAACCUGUUAGUGAACUUAUUUUUAAAAAAUAUGAUUUAGAUGAGAAUGGUUCAAUCGAACUCGAAGAAUUGAGAAAUUUAUGUUAUGACAUGGGAUGUUAUUUAUCAGACAAAGAUUUAAUAUGGGCAAGAACAUUUUUAGAUAAGGAUGGCGAUGGGAGAAUUUCAUAUCCAGAAUUUGCUGCAUGGUGGAAAACCUCAAAUCGAUUUCAUUAUUUGAAGCUAGAUUCGAAACAAAUGAAUAUUAUUCAUAAAAUUUGCGAAAUAUAUCGAAGUUAUGAUCAACAGAAUAAAGGUAUAUUAGAUAAAACAAAAUUUCAAUCGUUAAAAACUGAUCUUCUCAAACACAAUAUAUUGAAAGAGAAUCAACCAUUUAAUUUUGAUGAAAUUGAUCGAUCGCACGAUGGUAAGAUUAAUUUCAACGAACUCAUUGCAUGGUUUGUUGAUAUUGGUCUACUAACAAUGUUCGAUGAAAAAUAA
This is a messenger RNA of Didymodactylos carnosus, 540 nucleotides long. NCBI's taxonomy places the organism in Eukaryota, Metazoa, Rotifera, Eurotatoria, Philodinida, Philodinidae. The record is from the annotation of a GenBank genome assembly.